CUGUCUUUUCUUAACAUGGUAGUCACCAUAGAUUCCCUUUACAAGGUGACGGAGGGUGGUCAGUCAGAUGUCUUCCAUCGGCAUGCAGAUGGCAGCUUUGAUCAGGCCUGCUGCUUUACGGUUUAUCAUGGAAACCACAUGGAGUCACUCGACCUGGUUACAUCGAAUGCAGAGGAGGCCAGAACCUGGAUCACUGGCCUUCGCUACCUGAUGGCCGGGAUAAGUGACGAGGACUCGUUGGCCAAGCGGCAACGCACACAUGACCAGUGGAUGAAGCAGACGUUUGAGGAAGCUGAUAAAAAUGGAGACGGCCUGCUAAACAUUGACGAAAUCUAUCAACUUCUUCACAAGCUUAAUGUUAAUCUGCCACGCAGGAAGGUCAAGCAAAUGUUUCAGGUAUGA
Molecule: messenger RNA, 402 nt
Organism: Cyprinodon variegatus (sheepshead minnow)
Lineage: Eukaryota; Metazoa; Chordata; Actinopteri; Cyprinodontiformes; Cyprinodontidae
Product: 1-phosphatidylinositol 4,5-bisphosphate phosphodiesterase eta-1-like
Exons: 2
Coding region: 16-402 (128 amino acids)
Biological process (GO): phosphatidylinositol-mediated signaling
Molecular function (GO): calcium ion binding; phosphatidylinositol-4,5-bisphosphate phospholipase C activity
Source: RefSeq, a predicted model, not a curated record